Zingiber officinale is the source of this 1178-nucleotide messenger RNA. RefSeq names its product NAP1-related protein 2-like. Gene Ontology annotation, cellular component: nucleus; chromatin. Bases 137 to 901 code for a protein of 254 amino acids. Gene Ontology annotation, molecular function: histone binding; chromatin binding. NCBI's taxonomy places the organism in Eukaryota, Viridiplantae, Streptophyta, Magnoliopsida, Zingiberales, Zingiberaceae. Gene Ontology annotation, biological process: nucleosome assembly. The transcript has 10 exons. The record is from RefSeq and is a predicted model, not a curated record.
AUGGCUGGUUUCCUUUUAGGUUUACUCAUCAUCGCCGGUGGUAAAACCUCUCUCUUUUAGACGCGCUGCUUCUUCGUCGCUUUCGGAAGUAGGAGAGCUAGGGUUUCUGGUGUGGAAGGGUCGGGGAACCGGGACGAUGGUGGUGGAUAAAGGGAAGAAGUCGAAGGUGGAGGAGGCCACCUCCGACCACAGUGACGGCGAGCUUGUCCUCUCUAUCGAGAGGCUUCAGGAGAUCCAAGACGAAAUCGAGAAGGUUAACGAGGAGGCAAGUGACAAGGUUUUGGAGGUGGAACAAAAAUAUAAUGAGAUACGCAGACCUAUCUAUGGGAAGAGGAAUGAGAUUGUUCGAUCUAUUCCAGAUUUCUGGUUAACUGCAUUUCUAAGUCAUCCAGUUAUUGCUGAUCUUCUAACCGAGGAAGACCAAAAGAUAUUAAAAUACUUGGUUUCCUUAGAUGUAGAGGAUUUUAAAGAUGUGAAGUCAGGCUACUCUAUUACCUUUAAUUUUUCCCCAAAUCCAUACUUUGAAGAUACAAGCUUGACAAAGACAUAUUCCUUCUUUGAUGAAGGAACUACGAAAAUAACAGGCACAACAAUAAAGUGGAAGGAAGGAAUGAAUAUUGCAAAUGGUGUUGCUCAUAAGAAAGGGGGUAAGAGACCAUUGUCUGAAGAAAGUUUCUUUUCCUGGUUCAGUGAGAUUCAACAAAAAAAUCUUGCUGAAGGAUUCUCUGAUGAGGUGGCUGAGAUCCUAAAGGAAGAUUUAUGGCCCAAUCCAUUGAAGUAUUUCAACAAUGAGGCUGAUGAUGAAGAUUUUGAGGGAGAUGAUGACGAGGAGGAGAAAGGAUCCGAGUUUGAAAAUGAGGAUGAAUCAGGAGACGAAGAUGAUGAAGCGGAUGACAGUUAAAAUUGAAAACAUCAAGCCAUGCUGAUCAUGCCGUGAGCUGACUGCAUUUGGUUGCAAAAUAUCCAGAACACGAGCGGAUGACCACCUUUUUUCCCCGCAGGCCUCGAAUUGUAUUAGGUUUAAAAUUAUUUGCUAUAGAUAGUUGCUGCAGAUGUAUGACCUGUAGAUUUUCUCGUGCAGAGCAUUUUGGAUUUGGUCAUCCAAAGACUUCAUGCCUGUUGCUCCUUUUACAAUCCUAGUGAACGUUUAUGGCGUAAAAAUUCUUCUGUUUUCUUCA